Molecule: messenger RNA, 4578 nt
Organism: Vicia villosa (hairy vetch)
Lineage: Eukaryota; Viridiplantae; Streptophyta; Magnoliopsida; Fabales; Fabaceae
Product: U-box domain-containing protein 44-like
Exons: 3
Coding region: 811-3879 (1022 amino acids)
Biological process (GO): cell surface receptor signaling pathway; protein ubiquitination
Molecular function (GO): ubiquitin-protein transferase activity; protein binding
Source: RefSeq, a predicted model, not a curated record
CAUGGAUGGAAUUCAAACUAGUGUGAAUUAAUUUUUUUUCCUGUAUGAAGCGUUACUUGUUCACUUUCAAGAAGCUACAUCAACAAACUUGGAAGUGGGUUAAAAAAUAGGAGUAGUUUAUUUUGUUUGAUAUGAGUAUUCAAUACGUUUUGGUAAUAGUAAGCGUUUGUAAUGGACACCGUGUGAACUACGAAUCUUGACUUCUUUCUAUUGUUUCUGUUGUUUUAUAAUGAAGUUUUCCUGCAUUGAAAGGAACAUAUUGUUAUUAAGUAACUUAGUCAAUGUUUGCAAUUUCAUUGUCACGCCAAAAAUCAAUUCUGCAUUGCAUGGAGUCAUUGACUGGAAUAUGUUCGCCUUUAUCUAGACUUUGAACUGAAAGAGACUGAUGUUAUGUUGAUGGUGGAAAUGUUCAUGUUGAGUUAUGGUUACCAUUGACUAGUGACAAAUAGUGGCCAUAAUGGUGAAAAUUUGAACAGAUUACUAUUUUUCCGCGGUACAUUAUUUAGUACGAAAUAUUGUUGAACAACGGCACUGUAUUUGAUCAAAUUGCUAUUUUCCGUGAUUGACAAUACUGUCACCGACUUGAUUUCUAUGCUUUUGUCUGGUUACUUUCCUGACAUAUAGAUAGUUUGUUCUCUGCACGUUAGAAUCACAGUGGUGGCAGCUUAAACACUAUUUGUUAGCUUGAACGAGGGGAAUUUGAUUGCAGGGAAAAGAGAAACAAUUUUUUGUUGUGGUUUCAACUUCCAUCUUCUGCACAAUAGAAACACGGUUUGAGUAAAAAGUUCAAGAGAAUACAAACCGCCUACCAUGGUUGGAUUGGAACUCAUACCGAUAGGUACAAUUUUGGCUGUUCUAACCAGCCAGGUUGUGAGAACAGCUAGUGCUGCAAAAGAUGUUCUUAUCGACAAAGAAAGUUUUAAUGUCCUUUCGAAACACCUGCUUGAUAUUGCACCAGUCCUAAAGGAAUUACAGCUUCAGGAAUUGAAUGAGUCUCAAGCUGCAAGGGUUGCUCUGGAGUCUCUUGAAUCAGAUGUAAAACAAGCAAGUAACUUGGUCGAGAAGUACAGGAACAGCGGCCGCUUUUACUUACUUAUGAAGUGUCGUUCCAUAGUCAAGGAAGUUGAACAAGUCAUUAGGGAUAUAGGAAGGUCUCUAGCUGCAUUGUCUCUUGCAAAUACUGAAGUCCUAUCUAGAAUUUCCGAUCAAGUCAACAAACUACAGAGUGAGAUGCAAAGGGCCGAGUUUGAGGCUUCGCAAUCUCAGCUUGACAUUGUUGAUAAGUUGAACCAUGGAAUUAAGGAGCAAAAACUAGAUCAGGCUUUUGCAAACAAUAUGCUCGAAGAGAUAGCGAGGGCAGUCGGGGUGCCAGUGGAGCCUUCAGAGAUCAGCAAAGAGAUAGCCAGCAUUAGAUGGGAAAAAGAAGAAGCUGCAAACCGGAAAGAAAGAGCCGAAGUUAUAUUUUUGGAGCAGAUCAUUUUACUACUCUCUCAAGCUGAUGCAGCAAGUGAUUACGAAGAAGUUAAGAAGCAAUAUUUUCAAAGGGUUCAGGUAAUAGAGCGAUAUGGUUCAAGGGAAAAAUAUAUUCCACCACUUAAUUCUUUUCUUUGUUCUAUAACUGAAGCUGUUAUGGUAGAUCCUGUUAGUCUUUGCACCGGUACUACAUGUGAGAGAUCUGCCAUCGAAGCUUGGUUUGAUGAUUGCAAUAUGAUUGACCCAAAAACAAAAGAGGUUCUUGAAGAUACAACUUUAAGGUCGAACAUUCGGUUAAGACAAUCCAUAGUAGAGUGGAGAGAACUUAAUUACUGCUUUAGAAUAAAGUCUAUCAGGGAAAACUUAUUAUCUAAUUUUGGCUUAUUAUUGCAUGAGUCCUUGAGUCAGAUGCAGGCUCUCAUAAGAGAGAACCCAAUUAAUAAGGAUUGGAUUUCUAUAGGAGGGCUUACUGAUAUUAUUAUCUCCAUCCUUGGGAAUUCUGAUUCUAUAGAUGUCAAGAUGAAUAUCUUGAUUACUUUGAAGGAUGCUGUUGAAGGGCAUGCAAGAAACAAGGAAAAAGUGGUUGAAUCUCAAGGAUGGGGUCACAUUAUUUCCUGCUUACACAAUGACUCUAGAGUAAUAAAGGAAGCAAUUGAUUUGCUCUAUGAGUUGCUUCAAGACCGUUCUGGUUGGAAUAGAAGUUUCUGCAAAAAAAUUUCUGAGCAUCCCAGCAUAGUUCAUUACCUUGUUACCAUUCUAAGGGGACCUGUCAGCGAUUCAACUGGGAUUGCAGAAAAGAUUUUGACGAAGCUUUUUGAAAUAGAUGAGGAAAACAUUUCAUGUGCUGCUAAGUUUGGCUGGUACAAAGCACUUGUUGAUCGCAUGAUUCAAGGAUCGGAGUCUUCAAGAAUGUCAAUGGCUAAAGCUAUAAUCAAUUUCAAUUUGGAAGAAUCAAAUUUAAAACUCCUUGGCGAGAAAGGAGUUAUACCUCCUUUGCUAGAAAUGCUAUCUGGAAGCAUUGAGUUGAAAGAAUUAUCAUUAUCAGCAUUGGUCAAACUAGCAGGAGUUCAUGCCAAUAAAGGAAUUAUUGCUGCAUAUGGAGGUGUCCCCAUUCUUCUAGAUUUAAUGUUCUCCCUUCGGACACGGGCGUUCAUUAGCAUUAAAUGCUUUGAAAUCCUUGAGAAGCUUUCUUCUUCUUCUGAUGGAAUUGGUUUCUUUAUUGACGGAGAAGGGAAACAACUCGAGUUAGACACCAUUAUCACCAAUUUGCUAGCUCUGCAGCAGCUUCCUAACUCAGCUCAGUACUUCCGUAAGCCUGCAUUGCGUGCUCUUCUCGGAAUUUGCAAGUUUGAGACAGGUUUAGUUAAGAAGGCAGUUCUGGCAGCGCACGGUGUAUCACUAAUUCUUCCCCUUCUUGAUGACUCUGACUCAGAAAUCAGGGAAACUGCCAUUAGUCUUCUCUUUCUUUUCUCGCAACAUGAACCAGAAGGAGUGGUUGAAUACCUCUUUAGGCCUAGAAGACUUGAAGCUUUAGUCGGCUUUCUUGAGAAUGAUGAAAAUAAUGAUGUACAAGUAGCUGCUACUGGUUUACUAGCUAACCUUCCUAAAUCCGAACGAAAACUCACUAUGCAAUUAAUUGACUUAGGUGGCCUAGAUGCAAUUAUAAACAUUUUGAAAAAUGGUACAAUGGAAGCAAAAGAAAAUGCUCUCAGUGCACUCUUUAGGUUCACAGAUCCCACAGAUAUCAAUUCACAGCGCGAUUUGGUUAGACGGGGAAUAUAUCCUUUGUUAGUAAAAUUUCUCAAUACUGGUUCAGUGACAGCAAAGGCAAGAGCAGCAGCAUUCAUUGGCGAUCUUUCCAUGAGCACUCCAAAGCUCACAGUUGUUUCAAAAUCAACAUUUUGCAGGUGUUUUCGACCAUCACGAGCUCCUUUAUGCUCGGCACACGGAAGUGUUUGCAAUGUGAAUUCCACAUUUUGUCUUUUGGAAGCAAAUGCUCUGCCUGGCUUGAUUAAGCUGUUACAAGAGGAGGUUCAUGCAACUGCUUACGAAGCUAUACAGACACUUUCCACAUUGGUUAUAGAAGAUUUUCCUCAAAGAGGAGCUCGUGUUUUGCACGAGUCGAAUGCAAUGAGACCGCUAUUGAAAAUUUUAAACUGGGGAAGUGAUUCUCUUAAGGCAGAAGUUCUUGGACUCUUGGAGAAGGUGUUUGUCUCAAAGGAAAUGGUUGAAUACUAUGGAUCAACGGCUAGAUUACGUCUAUUCCAUCUUACUGGCAUGAAUGUAUAUGGGGACGGCCACCUGAGGAGAAAAGCUGCCAGGGUACUGUCAUUGCUGGAACGCUCUUCGAGAUCGUCAUCACAUUCAGUCAGUGGAGUUGUGUUGAGUGAGAAUCUACGCCUAUGAGUAAGAAGUUAAAACAUAACUUGCUUCAAAAUCUUUUGCACUUAAAAACAAUGUCUUGCAUUGUUUUAGAACAACAUCGGAGUGUAUUUCCUGUACUUGUUUGAAGUGGGAAGAAAAAUGUUUAGCAUUUUGUGAUUAGAUUUCCAAAACUCUAAAUUUAUCAACUCAAAUUUGAUAUUGUAUGACUGUUGUCAAACUAUUUAUCAAUUCCUCUUUAGUAGAUGUCAAACCUAAAAAAGGAACUUAUUACAUUACAUGAUUUUUCAGAGGGCUCACACCACAGAAUGUCAGACCAGAUUAAGCCAGACCUAACUCUAGACCUAGUCCCAAGAGGCCUCACAAUAUCCAAGAGCGAAUCUAGCUUUCUUAGAAGAAUUAGCUCCCAACAAAGUCGCCUAAACACAGUAUAUCUAAGGGAUGCGACACUGACGAAAGAGACAAAAAGAUGUCUAGAUGAUUAUCUAUUGACAUAUGAAACAAUCAAUGCCAUUUGGAUCUACAAUAACCUGAUGAUGUGUUAGCUCUCAUAGGAAUUCUAUCUCCAAGUAACUGCCAAAAACAAUGAUGACUAUAGAAGGUGUCAAACUCUUUCAAAUAAUAGGGAGAAUUAGACCAAUACUAGUAGAAAUGACUAUAGAAGCCACUUUAACAAAAUACAAACCAUUCUUAUCAAGCGACUAACACUAAUUGUCCUCGUCC